Lampris incognitus (smalleye Pacific opah) is the source of this 4590-nucleotide messenger RNA. RefSeq names its product chromosome 20 C4orf54 homolog (gene c20h4orf54). Bases 1 to 4590 code for a protein of 1529 amino acids. The record is from RefSeq and is a predicted model, not a curated record. NCBI's taxonomy places the organism in Eukaryota, Metazoa, Chordata, Actinopteri, Lampriformes, Lampridae. The transcript has 2 exons.
AUGAGGACUAAAGGGACGUCUGAGCAGAAAGCCGCUCUUGCCAAGGGCACGGGGAGAUUGUGCCAAAAGGCUGCGCCGCCAGAGGAAGCCGUCGAUUUGGAUUUACGCGAAUCAAAGACAGACGGAGUGAAAAGUGAAUAUCGCCGCCUCUCCACAGAGGGGGACCCCAACCCUUCUCCAGAAAACAAGGCUGAUAAGACGAACGGCCGCCUGAACGCGGCGGACAUCAGUCCUGCGCGAAGAAAGGUGGUGGAUGAAAUGAAUACCGAAGUCAUUAAGAUAAAGGAUGCCAAGGUUGAGAGGUGUGUAAAAGAGGGCACAAGUGUUUCUUUCAAACCCCGUUCAUCUGUACUUCCUGUCCUUCACGACAAAUUAGCGGACUGCGGAACACGUGAAGAAGUUGACGAUGGACGGUGCGGAGCGCACUGCAGCGUGUCCCAAAGAGAAGAGGGCGCAAGCCCGACCGGCGAGGAAGAGUUGCGCUAUGCUGAUGAGUGCCUGAGUGGGAAAAGCGAGUCGGAUGAUUGUGAGGAUGAUUAUGAGGACGAUUUUGAGGAUGACGUGACUUUGGUUCUUUCGGACGACUGCGGCUCGUGCGCGGCGGACGACGAGUCCCACUACAUUACCACGCACGAAAUCCAGCUGUCUGAGCUCUCCGAUCACGAGGGGGAUAAUGACACUGGAGUCGGGUCCUCGACUUGGGACCUCGAGAAUGACAACCAGGCGUACUCCUUUGUGCAUUACGCGUCUUUUGACGGCGACGGCGCGUUGGGGGAAAGGGGCGAGAGGGGGAAAGGGGAGCAGGCGGCCGUCGGCACACGUGACGCGGCCAAGCGCUCCGCCAGUCCGGAUGGAAGAAGUCUGUCUAAGACCCAGAGGAGCGGCGGAAACGCCUCGGGACAGAUCCACGUGUCAAUCAAAACCACUGCCCGAGCUAUAAAUGAACCUAGCAACAUCCAAGAAAAGGAAAAUAUUAUCUACCAUGCCAAGCGCGCCGGAGACGUGAGCCGCUAUAUUUUCAGAGGAGCCGAUGGGAAAGCGGAGCAGCUCUGUGACACCGCUAAGUGUUUCAUUGCCACGCCCGGACGGCUGCACUUUGGCAGAAAGCUAACGGGGAAAGAGCUCGCUGAGUACUCCAGCGGUACAUCAAGCGCUGUAAGUGAACUUGACGACGCAGACAAGGAAGUGCGCAACUUGACGGCCCGGGCGUUCAAAAGUUUAGCCUACCCGUAUUUUGACGCAAUCAACUUCAGCACGUCUAGCGAGUCCUCGGCAUCGGAGCAUGGGCUGGGGAUAAACCGCUGGUCAACGAUUGUUGAUCUGCAGUACGGCAAAGUGAACAUGUCGCAGGGAAUAGACCAAAGUAUUAUGUCCCACAAAAAUCCGUCAUCAUCAUUAGAGGUUGCCAAAAAGAUUGACAAUAAAGGUUAUAAGGACAUUGCACUUGCGAGUCUCCCACCGCCCACAAGCAAGAUCUUCACUUUAAGCGGCAAUCCCCACAGUGCGUCGACCUCGACCAAGAAAAUUGAACUCAUGGGGAAAUUUGGUCAGGGGCGCAGCGGAGUGAUAACGCUCACAGAGACGCUGAAUUUCCGGUGCAAUAUGAAAUCGGGGCUGUCCGGGGAGGAAAUACGUUCGAAAUGUGCACAAAGCGCCUCGGGAUCACGUUCCACAGAUAAAGUUACCCACACCUCGCAAACCGGGCAGAGAAGCGGGGCUCGAAAUCCAGCCUGUAAUGCGGCGGAAGGCAUGGAAGACACGCACAAGAAAGCCAUAUUCGCUUCGAGCAUUAUUAAAAAUGUCAUAUCGAAGAAAAUGCAGUUUGAGCAGGAGCGCAAAAUGGAAAGAGGGGAGAUCUCUGAGCCCCAUCACAACCCCUCCCCGUGCUUUGCCCAGCCGGAAAGGGAAAAAAGCCGCAAGGAAAGGGCGACUUCGAGGGAGCCCAGUUCUUUACACGGCCAGAGCUCCAAAGUCUCGGAGGACAGCUCUGAGUAUGCCAUUGUGUGCGUGGAUGAACUGGGGGACAUAGUGGACAGUGACUCGGGCGAAACCAAAAGUGAUUGUCAGAGACGAGACUUUUCAACCCUCGCAUCAGAAACCAAUUUAGAAUCAACAAAUGAAGCCGGAAUCGAUACUAAAAAAGGAGCAUUAGAAGCGGCCAAAAGCAUGCUGCUUCGGAGCCAAAAUAGCGCGUUCAGAUCCUGGCGGGACGGCGAGCUAGAGUUUCAAAAGGGACACAAAGACGAUCAUAGUACUCCAGAGAGUAGAGUAGCUUCAUGUAGGGACAACCUGGGAGAGAAAAACCGGGACAUCAAUUCAGACAACAGUAAGCUUACUAAAAUGUCACAUUUGUUUGUGCCAAGUAUUCAACUGCUGUCCAGCGACGGCGACUUUCCAGAGCAGUUGCCGACUAUCAAUUAUUCUGUGGACGCGCCCAUUGACGAAGAAGAGCGAGGAGGAGGAGGACGGCUGAAGGUGGGCUCCAACACCUUACGCGUCGCAGAUUCCAGACCUGUUGCAACGUCAAAAUCUCCGGAAAUCAAAAUUAAUCUCAGGAGCGUCAGAGACAGCAGGAAAGAGCCUGUUGGCACGUCAAAACUGCGCCCUCCCAGCAAUGGCUGUAACACGGCCCAGCUGUUACGACCCGAUGACUUCAGAUGCCAGGCGCUUGCUGCAGCGUUGAAGGGUGAGUCCUCAGAUAAAGUACCACAUUUCAUGGUUCGAGACAUAAGAGAUAACAAAGGGAAGCUGCAGACGCCCAUACACCAAGUCAGAGACGUGCGCAAACUGGUGAAAAGUUCCUACCACUUUGUGUCUUUGGAUAAUGACGGUAAAUCCUACUUGGGUACUGCCGACUCACACGCAGAGCCAAAGAAGCAAGCCCCCUCCCGAAACCCUGCAUCCAUUUCUCCGAUAGUGAUAAAAUGUCAGUCUGUGAAUACAAAUAGCACCGGGAAGCAAGCUGGCAAUCUAAGUGACUUAUCUAAACAUGGUGUGAAGGAAGAUUCGUUGGAGCUGGACAGAUCCUCUCCAGAGGGUGCUAAGGGUGGCGCUCUGCUCAUCAAAAAGCCACUAGAGAAAAAGCCAUUCAAAGAAGAUUCCUCCAAGGGGGAUGCAGGAUUGAGAAGUGAAACCAAAACAGCAUCUUGGAAACAAGAGAAAACAGCCGACCUUGCCGAUAAGACACCGGAAUCGAAGCUCACCAACCAGGUGGCCUUGGAAAAACUCCAAGCAGCAGUCAAGACAAUGGAGCAACUUUACAUUUUUGAUAAAAAGGAAUGGAAGAGAAAAGGCAAGCCCCAUCCUUUAACAGGUAGCCACGUGCUUUCCUUGAUCGCCACUGAGGAGCAGGGAGGCCCCGAGGAGGAGGCAGGCAAGAUCCCGUCAGCCAUGACAACAUCCCCUGGUACCGACAACAUGUUCAAGAAAGAGGAGAGACCCACCCCAAAAACGUUUCUCAGCCAGGAGGCAGAGAGCCGUGAGGAGAGGCUUGGUAGUAGGCCAUUGUCAGGUCAAAGCGCUGGUACCACCGAGAGCAAACACAUCUUCAACCUCGGUGUAUUCAACCAAACUGCUCCGUCAAACACCGCCACAGACAAUAAGGGGAAGACUCCCCAGCCACCUUCUGCAAUGCAGACACCUUACGGUGGAAGAGGAUUUAUCCCACAUUCUCCCAAGUUGCCUGUGUCAUUAAAAAUCAGCAAGACAAAGCAAAAGGGGGAGAGCAAGGAGAAGUCGACUGGUGAGGUAGAGAGGUGCAGCCAAAACCCCCUCAGUGCCUCUGCUGAUUCUGAGAACUACCUUACCAUUCCUGUCAAGUCCCUCACCAACCACAGCAAACCAGCCUCUGCCUCUGGUGCCACCAGGGUGCAGCAGGAGCACCGUCAGUCACCCAAACGCUCCAGCAUAAUCAUGGAUGCGCAGUCCCCAGAGAUGCCCGCUGCGGCCAUCUUCCACUCCAUGCCUCUGACCGUGCCCUCAGGCCAGCCGCAGGUCUACUGCUUUUCCCCCACCGUCACCCCUGCCCCGACCCUGGAGCCCUUCCAGGCCACGCAGAGGAAAAUGCUCCUGGACCCCACCACAGGAAACUAUUACCUGGUGGAUACCCCAUUUCAGCCCCCCACCAAGCGCCUGUUUGACCCUGAGACGGGCCAGUACGUGGAUGUGCCCAUACCACAGCCCCCCAUGACCCCUGUGCCUAUGCCCAUCUCUCCUUUGGCACUGAGUCCAGGGGCCUACGGACACACUUACAUGAUCUACCCCAGUUUCAUGCCGUCGCCGCCUGUGAUUCCAGCGCGGAUGCUUGCCCAGUCCCAGAUGUCUGUGCAGUCGGAUGCCGACAGUGGCGGGAAAAUGUCUUCCCAGCGUGCGGAGGGGAUCUAUAUGGAGAGCCCCUACUACAUGGCCACUGGGAAGUAUCCGCAAGUCGGCUCCCCAGUACAGCAGACCGUCCCCACAAACAGGGCGCCACAGGGCUUCUCCGACACCAAACAGCCCGUCAUCAGCAUCACCUCCCAGCAGGGGCCCCGGAUCAUUGCGCCGCCCUCCUUUGACGGGACCACCAUGAGCUUUGUGGUGGAACACAGGUGA